AUGGGUCGGUGCAAAGGGUAUGGAGGUGGAGGAUGGCAUCCACCCAAAAAGCUUUACCGACAAGUGGAGGAGCACUUGUGCGCCCAUGAGGAAAUGGCGUGUCGGGCAGCUAAAUCACGAGUCUCUUCUCUGAAUAAACUUGCACAAAAAGAGGGAGAAAUGAAGAGCGAACUGGAGCAGUUGCGUAAACAACGAGAGGAAAGGAGACUCGAACUUGUGGCCACCCUUCGUGACACAUUGAAACACGUGGAUGAUCCGAUUCGCCAUCUUCAUCAAAAGCAAUGGAUUCAACGGGAAGAUAACCAGCCACAAUUCCCCAUCAAACAUCCAUGUGAAACAAUUACAUCAGAUCAUCGGGAAAUGAUCCCAGACUCGGUGGACGCUAGGCUUGACACCUCUAGGACAGGUCUAAUGCGAUGUUGUGGUUUAAGGGAGGAUUGUUUAACCAGAGCAAACGGUCAGGACGAAAUUGAUUCUGAGCUGCAAUGUAUUCUAGUCAGCCGACAAGCAGAACGAGCUCAACUUGCCGCUCAGGUUGCAAAUGAGCGUCAGCAGAUCGUUGAUAAUAUUCGAUUGGUGGAAACAGAACUCUGUAGUUUGACACAGGUUGAGAGAGAGCGCAAGAAAUCCCAAAGCGCUUUAGUUGUGGUUCAUUUUUCUGAGCGUCAGAGGCAUCUCGUCCACUUGAUGUCAGAGCUGCAGCACCAGAAAGAGCAUCGUGAGUCGGAUCUGCGGGAACUCCUGAAGGAAUUGGAAGAACAAAGGGAACGAGAUCAGACGGAAUAUUGGCUGGUCCAAUACCAACGUCUCAUAGAUAAGAAACCUUUGAAUUUAAAAAAGGAACUUUUGAUGGGCGAUGAUGUAUGCGCACUUCCAGCAGCACCCAUUGCCUCUGAACACGUGGGUAACUUUGAGAAUCAUCACUCACCUUCUGACAUGCCUACCUCGCUUGCAGUAGAGGAUACAAUUUUGGACUCUUUACCAGUACUUUCUGCACCGAGUGAAAAGGCGAAUGGAGGCGGAUUGACUAUGAUUAACACCGGUGAUAAUGGAAUGGUGUCGCCCAGCGCUCCACCCGCAAUUAUAGCUCGCUUCGAGAGCGAGUGUUGUAUAUGCCAGGAUGCUCAGUGUUCAAUCAUAUUCCUUCCAUGUGGUCACGUUUGUUGCUGUAAACUGUGUUCAGCCAAAGUCAUCCUUUGCCCUCUGUGCCGUAAUACCGUGGAACAACACAUCCAACUCCCCUAA
Molecule: messenger RNA, 1245 nt
Organism: Echinococcus granulosus
Lineage: Eukaryota; Metazoa; Platyhelminthes; Cestoda; Cyclophyllidea; Taeniidae
Product: E3 ubiquitin-protein ligase LRSAM1
Exons: 8
Coding region: 1-1245 (414 amino acids)
Biological process (GO): regulation of cell cycle
Cellular component (GO): nucleus; cytoplasm; spindle microtubule
Source: RefSeq, a predicted model, not a curated record